UACAAGGCUGUCAGUUAACUUCCGUUGGUGGUGCGCCCUUGUAAAGCUUCCCCGCGCACACACAAGUUGGAGGGAGAACAGCAGCACCGACAAAACCAACCAGACUCUCCUAAAAGGUAAAUACUAGAUUCUCAGUUAAGGACAAACUGCUCCAUUUCACAGUUUUAUUGCUCCACUAACUGUACAUCCUGUUUCCAAAAUGCCUCGCAUUGAGAAUGACAUCAAGCUGGACUUCAAGGAUGUGCUCCUCCGUCCAAAGAGGAGCACACUCAAGUCAAGAAGCGAGGUAGACCUAUUGAGGACCUACACUUUCAGGAACUCCAAGGGCAGUUAUAGAGGGAUCCCCAUCAUUGCUGCAAACAUGGACACUGUGGGGACCUUUGAGAUGGCCCUGGCUUUGCACAAGUUCACUCUCUUCACCACGAUUCACAAACAUUACUCCGUGGAUGACUGGUGUGAGUUUGCAAAAAAGAAUCCCGACUGCCUGAAGAGUGUAGCAGUCAGCUCCGGGACCGGGGAAGGUGACUUUGACAGGAUUUCAGCCAUCUUGGCGGCGGUGCCACAGCUGCAGUACAUCUGUGUCGACGUGGCCAACGGCUACUCCGAGCACUUUGUUCACUUUGUCAAAGACGUCAGGGCCAAGUUCCCCUCUCACACUAUAAUGGCAGGAAACGUGGUGACAGGAGAGAUGGUAGAGGAGCUAAUCCUGGCUGGCGCAGACAUCAUCAAAGUAGGCAUCGGACCAGGCUCCGUGUGUACCACCCGCAAGAAGACCGGGGUGGGGUACCCCCAGCUCAGCGCUGUGAUCGAGUGUGCGGAUGCAGCUCACGGCUUGGGCGGCCACAUCAUCUCUGAUGGGGGAUGUACUUGCCCCGGAGACGUCUCAAAGGCUUUUGGCGCUGGAGCGGACUUUGUGAUGCUGGGCGGUAUGCUCGCUGGCCACUCAGAGAGCGGAGGGGAGGUCAUUGACAAAAAUGGCAAGAAAUACAAGCUGUUCUACGGAAUGAGCUCCGACACGGCGAUGAAGAAGCACGCAGGAGGCGUGGCGGAGUACAGAGCGUCUGAGGGGAAGACGGUCGAGGUUCUUUACAAAGGUCCGGUGGAGGUGACGAUACGAGACGUCCUGGGCGGGGUCCGCUCCACAUGCACCUACGUCGGGGCGGGCAAACUGAAGGAGCUGAGCCGCAGGACCACCUUCAUCAGGGUCACCCAGCAGCUCAACACCGUCUUCGGCAACGACAGCUGAACGUCCAGCUCGGUCCGGCUUCAGAUAGAAUGAUAAUUCUGCGACACUGCCUGAUGCUGUUUGUGCAUUGACCGCGUGUAAACACAAGUGAACAGACAUGAAUAUUAAUACUUAAAUACUGACCUUUUACUAUCCUUACUGGUUGUUUUUUGACAUAAGCUAAGGUUCAAUGCAUUUUUAAUAUAUUGGGUUUUAACUUUAUUGACAUGAACAGACUCUGAGUUGCUUUAAACUCUGAAUGUUACUUUUUCAUACAAUACACAAAGUGUUUCGGGGGGGUUCAUCAUUCCUGUCUUAUCAUUCUUCUUCCUUAGUUGUUCUUUUUUUUUUUACAUCUGCAAAUCUAUAAACAGUAUCUACAACAUGUCUUGAUGCCUUGUGCAGAGAUCCUACUGUAAGCCUUUGUUACACACACAUAUACAAUUAUAGCAAAUGUCUUCAAUUAUUUAGAAAGUACUAAAAAUGUAACUGUUUUUAGAAAUUCAAUCAUUCCAUCACUCUUGAAGUUUUGCACUUUAAUGAUUUGUAAUUUGAGAUUCUAAUAUUUAGUUUCCGUUAUUGUUUCAUUCAUAGAUAUGUUUUGAAAUUACAGUCAUACACAGGUUAUUUUUGAAACAGUAGGUGAAUUAGAUUUUGGGAGAGUUUAUCUAUGGACCAGUAAUAUGCAGCUUUUCUCUCUCUCUCUAGCUGCUCCUGAUCAGUACCACAGUUUGUGUGGGCUUAUGUUCGCAAUAUGCACAUUUAAAUGAGUUUAUGAUUCAUUACAGCCUUUGAAUUAUGUGGUCAUUCCUUGCAGGUUGUUACACCAUGAGUAUUGGAUAUGGUUUAGUUAGUUACUCCACUUCAAGUUGUUCUUCCAUGAUCUGUGUUGUUUCAUUUUCUUAUUGUGACAUUGGUGUGAAAAUGGCAUGAAAGUGUUCACUUGUUUUAACCAGUCAAUAAAAACAAUCCACAUCUUA
Sebastes umbrosus (honeycomb rockfish) is the source of this 2205-nucleotide messenger RNA. RefSeq names its product guanosine monophosphate reductase 2 (gene gmpr2). Bases 200 to 1246 code for a protein of 348 amino acids. Gene Ontology annotation, cellular component: GMP reductase complex. Gene Ontology annotation, biological process: nucleotide metabolic process. Gene Ontology annotation, molecular function: GMP reductase activity. The record is from RefSeq and is a predicted model, not a curated record. NCBI's taxonomy places the organism in Eukaryota, Metazoa, Chordata, Actinopteri, Perciformes, Sebastidae. The transcript has 9 exons.